Messenger RNA from Paramecium sonneborni, 1392 nucleotides. Lineage: Eukaryota; Ciliophora; Oligohymenophorea; Peniculida; Parameciidae. The record is from the annotation of a GenBank genome assembly.
AAAUAAUGUAAAGUGAGAGAAUAAAAUAAAAGAAGAAAGUAAAGCAUUACGAAUUCCUGUAUGAUGCAAAGAUUGGUUCAGGUGCUUAUGCAAAUGUUUAUAUGGCAAGAGACACUUAUAAUGACCAGAGUAAUAUUUUCAAGAAAAUUAUUAAUAGCAGUGGCUAUAAAGAUUAUAAGUAAUAAUCUGAUUAAAAGUGAUUACACUUCUUAGUAGAUAGCUUAAGAAGUGGAGAUAAUGAAAUCACUUAAUCAUUAGAAUAUAGUGAAGUUAUUGGAUGUAUUUCAUAGCACAAACAAUAUUUAUAUAGUAACAGAAUACUGUAAUGGGGGAGACUUAAAGGCAUAUUUAGUACCCCGUCAAUUAUCAGAGGAGAGAGCAAUAGAAAUAUUUAAACAAAUUUUAAAUGGAUUAUAGGAAUUACUUAGAAAUGGUAUAGUCCAUAGAGAUUUAAAGCCAGCUAAUAUUCUAUUGUAGGAUGGAGUAUUUAAAAUAACUGAUUUUGGAUUUGCAAAGAGAGUUUAAGUUGAUUCUACAAUGUCUUCUUUAGUUGGAACUCCACUAUAUAUGGCUCCUUAGAUUUUAAGAAGAUUACCAUACACUAGUAAAUCUGAUGUAUGGUCUUUGGGUCUUAUAUUAUAUGAAAUGAUUUACAAAACAACACCAUGGCAUUCUUCUAAUGUUGUUGAAUUACUUAAUCGUUUAGAUAAUGAAUCCUUGAAGUUUCCGCUAUUACCAUAAAUUGAUUAAAAAACAAAGACAAUAAUAAUAGGAUGUUUAGGAAAAGAAGAAAAAGAUAGAUGGGGAUGGGAUCAACUAUUUUAAACCAUUUUAACAAAUCAAUAAUAAAAAAUAGAUUUUAAAAAUACACCAAUUUGUCUUAAAAAAACAUAAAUAUUAAAAUAGGUAUCUCAAUCUAAUUUAAUUGAACAUUGUAAGACAACUAGUACUUAGGCAUCUCCUAUUAGAUCAAUUAGCACUAAAAAAUUAAAAACAGCAACAAGUGAAAGUAAUGUAAUGACAGAAUUAAUUAAAAAGAAAUAGUUACUUUAUAAGAUAUUCGAUUUGAUGGAAAGAUAAUUGUAGAAAUUAGAAAACUUAAAUUUAGAUUAAUGCAAAUAAUAUUUGUAGGAAUAGAGAUCCAGAUUAGUAUGUGCUAAUAUUGAAUCAAUUUAUAAUAAGGAUGAUGAAAGAGAAUUAAUAUAAUAGUAAAAGAUAUUAUAAUAAUAUUCAAUUAAUUUUGGUGUAUAAAUUAUGAUUUUACUAUUUAAAACUUAUCGUAAAAUCAUGAUUAAAAAUUGUGAAACCAAAUAAUUAGUUUUUGAUAAUGCCGAUAAACAAACAAUUGAUAAUUGUUCUGUAUUAAUAUAAAAUUAAUUCAAUGUCAAGUGA